Messenger RNA from Habropoda laboriosa, 1685 nucleotides. It is a transcript of the gene Mapmodulin, whose product is annotated as acidic leucine-rich nuclear phosphoprotein 32 family member A. Gene Ontology annotation, molecular function: histone binding. NCBI's taxonomy places the organism in Eukaryota, Metazoa, Arthropoda, Insecta, Hymenoptera, Apidae. The transcript has 8 exons. The record is from RefSeq and is a predicted model, not a curated record. The coding region runs from base 223 to 984 and encodes 253 amino acids. Gene Ontology annotation, cellular component: nucleus.
GCCCCGCCAGUCCGGUGAGUCGAGUGUAGAGAGCAUAGGGCCUAGGCCAGAAUCGAACCGCCGUUGGGUUGGCUCUUCGGUACGGUGGUGGCUCUGUCCGACUGGUGACCAACCGUGGUCCGUCCGUCAUAUUCCCGGUUUGAAAGCAAGGUUGCGACUAGUUGUUGCGACGCAGGAAAGUGUAGUGAUCUGUGUACGGAGUUGCAAACGGGUCUGCCGGCCAUGGAGAAGCGGAUAGAUCUCGAAAAACGGGGAAGAAACCCCGGCGAAAUCAAAGAACUUGUUCUUGACAAUUGUCGAAGUACGACUAUUGUAGGUCUAACAGAUGAGUUUGUUGCAUUAGAAUCGCUAAGUCUCAUCAAUGUGGGUCUUACCAGUCUAAAAGGCUUCCCAAAAUUAUCAAGUCUUAAAAAGUUGGAACUUAGUGACAACAGAAUUUCUGGUGGCUUAAACCUUCUCCAGUCGAGCCCUAAAUUAACUCAUCUUAAUCUUAGUGGGAACAAGAUCAAAGAUCUUGAUGCACUUCAACCUUUAAAAGAGUUUAAGAAUUUAAAGAGCCUGGAUCUCUUUAAUAAUGAAGUGACAAUUUUGGAUAAUUAUAAAGAGAAAGUUUUUAGCCUUAUUCCCAGUCUUCGAUGUCUUGAUGGAUUUGACACAGACGAUUGUGAAGUAGAUGACAGUGAAGGAGAGGAUGAUGAAGUAAAUGGGAAUGAAGAUGGAGAUGGAGAUGCCAAUGAAGAAGAUAGUGAGGAAGUUUCAGAGGAAGAAGAGGAUGACGAUUUUGAUGAUGGUGGUGUAGGUUUAGAAGCUGUAUACAAGGUUGGGCUUGAAGAUGAAAGUGACGAAGAUGAAUUCCUUUGUGAUGAAGAAGAAGAAGAAGAUGAUGAUGACAAUGAAGAUGAUGAACAAGAUGAAGAAGAAGAAUCGUGUCCUGCUCGAGGUAAGAAGAGAAAACAUGAAGAUGGAGGAGAUUCAGGGAACUAGAACCAUAAAGAGCAGGUUUUUUGAUGCUGUUAAAUGAGUGUAAAAUUCAUAUAAAUAAUAACAAUAAUUGAGACGCCGAGUGAACACCUGGGAAUCAAACUAAUUGACCGACCAAUGACAGACUACAGUUAGUGGUGUGAAUUUAUCAGUAAAUCAUUGACUGACAAAUUGUCUGUGGAACAACAUAUGAUUACCAUUGCGGAGAAGAGGAAUGUGAAUGAGAACGAAAAAGAGGAUAAUGAUGGCAUAAAAUAGGACUGCAUUCCAGCUGGGCACAGCGCGUUUUAGUUAUACUAACGAUAUUUUAUAUAGAGUAUAUAGUUAGAGUAUUAGUGGUGUUGCAUAGGGGGUGGAAGAUCAGAUAUUGAAGGACUUGAAAAAGGCAACAGUGGAGUUUUACACUUGAAGGAGCAUAUUUGUCUGUUAGCUCCAGUCGGCCAAAGGCUGGUCACGCUGGAAUGCAGUCAUCGUUAAUCAGUACUAAGGUUACAUAAGUUACAUUUUAAAUACAUUAUUAUUGUACCAUGAAUAAGUAUAGAGUAAAUGAGGAACAACUUUUGUACAGGUUUACACCAUACAUUGAGGUGCAUUACGCCUCUGUGAUUUUUGGGACAGAAAAUAAAGAGAUAAAUAUAUGUUGCUCAUGCAUUGAGCUUAUAUCUAUGAAAGACGUAUUAAGAUAGGAAUUUACAUAAUAAGAA